UACAAGGAACUCCGAAUCACAGGCAGCAACAUGGGAAAUCCAAUACAGUCAAGGCGGAACUAGUCCUAUUUGACAGAACUGACUUUGGCUUGAUAGUCGCGGGCAUGUGAGCUUAAGCUACUAGAUGAUUUACGUUCUCCUGAGACGUUGAUCGAACACGUGAAUUUCAAGUACCUAAAGAUUUUGGGUCGUCAUGAACAUAAAUAGCAAGCAUGCAAAGUGAUAGACGGCAUUACGGUUUCAUUGCGAUCAUAAACACACAUUGGCAAAACUGUAUUUCAGUGGUUCACCGCUAACUCUUAGUGACCUUCGUUCCAGUCUGAACCAAUAAUCUUAACCCUAAGAAACUGUGGCUCACGUACCUCGACUCACAGGAGACCUAACGCGACUAGAUCAACUUCAUCGGGUAUCGGGUAACCACUGGCUGCAGUACAUGCAUGAAGCGUCAAAACAGUGGGUAGUCCGCUACUUUUCCACCGAUCCGACCCAACUAACAUGUGUUUUUUGCUUUCUAGAACUUUCCAGUCUGUAUUCUAGACGCUGAAUUAAUCAUGGAUCGUCGAGAGCUGGUGGGAAGCCACGCCAACAGCCUAGUCCCAAUCUCUAAUAUCGGCAGUGUGGGGUCCACAGCCACCUUCAGUAGUACUCCUCGCCUCACCCACACCCCGACUUCAGCCGACUUCCAACCACCUUACUUUCCGCCCCCUUAUAAUCUGCCACAACAACACUUGGACUUCCAUCACCCACACGUCAACGCUGAUCCUUACACCCACUUAAAUAGUCUUGCAGUCGCUCAACACCCCCAACAGUAUCAUCAACUUCACACUCCACAACGGACGCACAAUGUUUUCGGGACUCGAAGGGAGGACGAUCUUCUCCACCUACAGACCAACGUCCACUCGGGACUCGCUGCGUCCUACGAUCUAGCACGCCGAGGAGAUUCUGCCUACUCCAAUGUCCGGCGUCCAGAAGUUGCCAUGCUCGGAGGUCACCACGGUCUAAGCGAACAAGAUCUGAUCAAUCUUCAUAAUGUAGGGGCUUUACCAGCCACCAUUGAAGACAGUCAGGCUGUAGGAGUUGAAGAUGCUACCAAUAUAUUUGGAGGAGACCAUAAUAAUGUCAUAAGAAAAGGAUCGUCACUUCAAACAGGAAUCAAAUCAAGACACAGUGACAACUACAGAGAAAUGGUCAUUACAGGUGUCAGCUCACCCUCGGAUGUGUUCUGUUCAGUGCCAGGCCGCUUGUCCUUACUUAGCUCCACGUCUAAGUACAAAGUGACCAUAGGGGAGAUCCAACGCCGACUAUCCCCACCGGAGUGCCUCAAUGCCUCGUUAUUAGGAGGAGUUCUGAGAAGAGCUAAGUCUAAAAAUGGAGGAAGAACGCUUCGUGACAAACUCGAGAAGAUAGGUUUAAACCUUCCAGCUGGACGACGGAAGGCUGCAAAUGUCACUCUUCUUACAUCACUUGUAGAAGGUGAAUCUAUCCACUUGGCACGAGAUUUUGGGUACAUAUGCGAGACGGAGUUUCCUUCCCGUCAGGUGGCAGAGUAUUUAUGUCGAAAUCAUGCUGAUCCAACUGACAUGUACAGAAGAAAAGAACUUCUGUUAGCUACAAAACAAACAAUAAAAGAGUUUAUUGACCUCCUAAAUCAAGACAGGUCUCCUUUGUGCAAUACUAGGCCUCAAAUAAUCUUGGAUCCCAACGUCCAACGCCACCUGACGCAUUUUUCGCUCAUUACUCACGGGUUCGGCAGUCCCGCGGUGGUAGCCGCUCUCACAGCAGUUCAAAACUUCCUCUCCGAAUCUCUAAAAUACAUAGAGAAACAAAUGAACAACUAUCAAACGUCAACUGUACCUCGUUUAACCUCUGCUGGUAAUGGAAUAGAAACCAAAAAAGAAGAGAAGAAAUAAAGAUGACCGGGUCUUGGAGGAUAUCGGAGCUUCCAAAUGCUCAAAAAAAUAUAUUAUAAAAAAUAUUGCCUAGUUGUUACAAUGUCAAUAUCAUUCAUACAGUUUAUCAGAACAGAAAUUGUAAAACACAGACGUAUAUAUAUGAUUGGUGGAAAACAAAAGGGAGGAGGGGGAACGGGAAGACCAAAUUGUGUCACUACAAUCGUGAGUGCUGAAUUUGUAAAGUGUGCACGAUGCCACCCAAAUUUACGUUCCUAAACACUGAAGAUGUAAUAUCAUAAAUUUUCAACAACAGUAUUGCCAUAUCAUCCUUCAUCCUAGCGUAUUAGUUGCUACACGCACUCGAAUCUUGAUUUUCCAUGAUGUUAACAAAAGUUCACAUUAGUUGUUCCGAUGGUGAAAUGAGUGACACGAAGAGAAAGAAUUUUUGUUUGAAGUUGUCUUUAUAUAAUCAUUACAUGUCCGAUGGUUUGCGCGUUCUAAGGAUUCGUUGAAAUGCAAAAACGCCUCGUGAACAACAGACAAUCUUGGUGAUUCUGAGGCUCAGCCGAACUUCACAUGGUUGUGUUAAUAUGAUCCUUUAAAAGCCAAACUAAAAUACACAUACAUCAUUUAUAUGUAUAUAAUUAACAGACGUUUUCGACUAGAAAAUUUUCAUAUCAGAUAUGUUAUGAAAAAACAACAUGUACAUUUUUUUUCUUGUUUGAGCAACUUAAUUUUGCCAAAAGUAAACACGAAAAGAUAAAAAUGUGCCACGAAAUGAUUUUAAAUAGUGUAAUAAGAGCAACUGAACAAUUAAGAAAUUAAUUAUCCUGUUCUUUGUAGGCUUGGAAAACAAUGAUGAACAUAAGUUUUAAAUAUUUUUUCUAAGUGUUUUUGUUUUCUGUAACCAUAAAUUUUAAUCAAGACUUGUCUGAGUAUCUUACCAUCGAAUGGACCUGAUGUUUUCAUUCAUGUUGAAUCCAUUCUACAUAAAUUGAGUUGUAGUUUUUCUUGGAAAUAUAGAAAGUGAGUAUCGGCAAAUUUCAAGGAAUUAAUUUAAUUUUUUUAUAUAUUUUUAUAAUAGUAUAUAAACAAAAACGUUUGCUACAUCAAACCGAAACCUGGUGAUGUUUACUUGAAUGUUGGUAAACGCUAGAAUUUUUCUUCUGUUAACGAAUCUUAAAAACAUAUUUUUUUUUUUUACAUGCACAUAGUGUAUUUUCACCUCAGGUUUAUGGUAGAUGUCGUACAUGUUAUGUUGUCCAUUUGUUUGUUUGUGAUAUUAACAUGAUCUUUAAAUUACUUAUGUCAUUAAGGUGACGUCAGUUAUUCGUUGAGCGGUUGAGGGUAUAAAAAUUUAAUCAAGGCAUAACUACAGAAAAAUGUUUAUCUCUUCACCCAGAAAGGUCAGUGAAAACGUUAAGAUCAAUUUUAAACAUCAGUUGCGAAACACUAUAGUAGAGCAUUUAUGGCAGAUAGGCUAUGAAAACAAUCUUGUUUCAAAAUAACUGUCGUUAAAUCGUAUAAAUAGUUCUAUUUAAAAAAAAACCUUCCAUACAGUCCUUAUGAUAAAUAAAGUCACACAACAUAUAUAUAAAAAUAAUCAGUUACGAUACAGUCAGAUAACGAUAAAGGUUGAUAAGUUGAAGCACUAUCAGAAUUACAGAUAAACCAUAAUCACGCCAGUUCUAUUAUAGAAAACUGCCCACAAGCCAGUAUGUUGUAUACAUACAAUGUUAUGUUCAAAAAUGUCGUACAUUAGCCAGUAUUAUUAAGAACUUCUGAUCAAAAGUAAGCUAACUAUCAAAUAAACGUUCCAUUGAAAGAAAAUAGAAGAAAAAAAUGAUGUGGGAACACAAAAACAAAUCAAUUAAAAAUUGGUGAACUUGUUAGGAAAAACAAAACUCUUUCGUUUUAUAAACUGUCGUACACCUAAAUCAAAUAAAAUAAUUAGGAUCAUCAUGGCUAUAUUGUAAGAAAUAAGAUAAUGGCAGACGAACAUAAUCAUUACAAAUAAUGUAAAAGUAAAAUGACGUGGCUAAUUAAACUGUUAUUAAGUUUAACACAGAGCCAUAUCUUUAUUACCCGCUUAGUGUGUCAGUAUCAUCAGCCAUUUUGAAAGAUACAAAACUUGCGAAUCUGUUGUGAGAAAACAAUAUUUUACUCGAUGACGGAGAACGUUUGAGAAAAAGUUCCCAUUCUACACUCAAGUCUAAAUGUAUCAUAUUAAUGUGUUUCCUUACAAGCUCUAGUCCCUUAAAUCACUAGGUCAGUGUUUUAGUUUGAGCAAAUUCUUCCAUGGUUUUACAGGACAUUUUAGAAUAUCAUACUGCGCAC
Molecule: messenger RNA, 4229 nt
Organism: Limulus polyphemus (Atlantic horseshoe crab)
Lineage: Eukaryota; Metazoa; Arthropoda; Merostomata; Xiphosura; Limulidae
Product: transcription factor AP-2-epsilon-like
Exons: 7
Coding region: 552-1910 (452 amino acids)
Biological process (GO): anatomical structure development; regulation of transcription by RNA polymerase II; regulation of cell population proliferation
Cellular component (GO): nucleus
Molecular function (GO): DNA-binding transcription factor activity, RNA polymerase II-specific; RNA polymerase II transcription regulatory region sequence-specific DNA binding
Source: RefSeq, a predicted model, not a curated record